AUGGCUGAAAGAGAUUCACAGAAAAAAACAGACUUUGACAAGAAUAAUCCCUUUCCUCAUAUAUACAAUACAUUCACAGACUGUGAAAUUGCAGCAAUCCAUAUGGCUAUUACAUGCAUGAGCUGUCUGUCUUUAGAAAGAGAGCAGGGAUUAGUCCAGAGAGAGCCAGAAAGCCUUUCAGUUUGCGUAAAUGACUGGUCUCUGAUAUCAGUAAAUAUAAAGCUGCAAAUACUACUUUCCCAGCUAGCCAUCCAUGAGGACCUUCAGGCAAGACAGAAUUUUCAGGAUCUUAAAGGAGAUGCAACUGGGAAAAAUAUGUGCUUAAAGGCAAAACCUCAAAAGAACCUUGAUAAAAGCAUGGGGAAAAUGCUGCAUAAUGUAAACAAGAAGCACACACAUAGAAUGAAGAGACCCCCUGCUGUUAGUGCCCCUUUGAGUGAUCUCAGAAGUGCUUCAUACACUUCAGAAUAUAUUAGUUUUGAGAGAAAUUCAAAUAACAUGGUCUCAGCAUAUGCAGAAAUAGAUUCACAUGUUAGAGACCAGGCGUGUUCUUUCAGUCCUACAUUUUUAUCCCUUGUCCUAAGUGCCUAUCAAGAUUUAAAUACAACCCUCACUAGUUUAAACCCUGAGUGCAUAGAGCUUGACAGAAUAGGCAUAUUAUUUCCUAGACUUCGCAAAGAAAGAAGAAAUUACACGUGUCUAUUUUGCAAGAAAUGCAAAAGAUUAGGCCACCGUGAAAGAGAGUGCCAUACACCGAAUAACUCUGAGGAUCCGCCAGAUGAAGUUAGUCCUAGGUAUAACCCGAAUACCCGCAGGAAUUUCAGAAGAAACCCAUAUUCCAGAAAGAGAAAAUAA
This is a messenger RNA of Nematocida ausubeli, 855 nucleotides long. RefSeq lists its product as uncharacterized. The transcript has a single exon. NCBI's taxonomy places the organism in Eukaryota, Fungi, Microsporidia. Bases 1 to 855 code for a protein of 284 amino acids. The record is from RefSeq and is a predicted model, not a curated record.